AAGGAAGCCGGCUGUGGGGGAAGGGCUGUUGGGUCCGGUCGGGCUGGGGUAGGCGGCGGCCAUGGGGGUCCCCAAGUUCUACCGGUGGGUCUCGGAGCGGUAUCCCUGCCUCAGCCAGGUGCUGAAGGAGCAUCAGAUUCCAGAAUUUGACAACUUGUACCUGGAUAUGAAUGGUAUCAUCCAUCAGUGUUCACACCCUAAUGAUGACGAUGUUCACUUCAGAAUCUCAGAUGAUAAGAUCUUUGCUGAUAUUUUUCACUACUUGGAAGUAUUAUUUCGCAUUAUUAAACCAAGAAAGGUUUUCUUCAUGGCAGUUGAUGGAGUGGCUCCAAGAGCAAAAAUGAACCAGCAGCGUGGGAGACGUUUUAGGUCAGCAAGAGAAGCAGAGGACAAAAUAAAGAAGGCUUUAGAAAAAGGAGACGUUCUCCCUACAGAAGCCAGGUUUGACUCCAAUUGUAUUACACCAGGGACUGAUUUCAUGGCCAGGUUGCACGAACAUCUGAAGUAUUUUGUAAAUAUGAAGAUUUCCACAGACAAAUCCUGGCAUGGCGUAACUGUCUACUUAUCAGGCCACGAGACACCAGGUGAAGGAGAGCAUAAAAUUAUGGAAUUUAUCCGAUCAGAGAAAACGAAGCCUGAUUACGAUCCAAACACAAGACAUUGUCUGUAUGGUUUAGAUGCUGACUUGAUUAUGCUUGGAUUAACAAGUCAUGAGUCACAUUUCUCACUUUUAAGAGAAGAAGUCAGGUUUGGUGGCAAAAAAUCCCAGAGAGCAUGUGCCCCAGAAGAAACCACAUUUCACUUACUGCACUUGUCAUUAAUGAGAGAAUAUAUUGACUAUGAAUUUUCACCAGUAAAAGACAAGAUUUCCUUUCAAUAUGACAUUGAAAGGGUAAUAGAUGAUUGGAUCUUAAUGGGGUUUCUUGUAGGCAAUGACUUUAUUCCUCAUCUACCUCAUUUACAUAUUAAUCAUGAUGCACUGCCACUACUUUAUAAAACAUAUAUGGCUAUCCUGCCAGAACUUGGAGGCUACAUUAAUGAAAGUGGGCAUCUGAACUUACAACGCUUUGAGAAAUAUCUUACAAAAUUGUCAGAUUUUGAUCGUGAACACUUCAGCGAAGUCUUUGUCGACCUAAAAUGGUUUGAAAGCAAAGUAGGCAAUAAAUACCUCAAUGAGGCAGCUGGUAUCGCAGCAGAAGAAGCAAGACGCCAUAAGCAAAAGAAACAGAAGGUUCAGGAAAACUCCAUGUGUUUGGCUGCUCUAGAGAAAACUGAGGAUGGAAUUAUGACUUCUUCUAAAAAUGCAUUGGAAGAUGAACAAGAAGAUGAAGACCUGUUUGAGACUGAGUUCAGGCAAUACAAGAGAACAUAUUAUAUGACUAAGAUGGGUGUGGAAGUAGUUUCAGAUGAUUUCCUGGCUGAUCAGGCUGAAUGUUAUGUCCAGGCAAUACAGUGGAUUUUGCACUAUUACUACCAUGGGGUUCAGUCAUGGAGCUGGUAUUACCCUUAUCAUUAUGCACCUUACCUAUCAGACAUUCGCAAUAUCAGUAAACUCAAAAUCCAGUUUGAGUUAGGAAAACCUUUCAUGCCAUUUGAACAGCUUCUUGCAGUACUUCCAGCAGCUAGCAAAGAUCUGCUACCUAAAUGCUACGAGCAUUUGAUGACUAGCGAAGAUUCUCCAAUCAUAGAAUACUAUCCUCCAGAUUUUAAAACAGACUUAAAUGGAAAACAGCAAGAAUGGGAAGCAGUAGUAUUAAUCCCAUUUAUUGAUGAGAAACGAUUGCUGCAAGCAAUGGAAUCUUGCAACAAGUGCCUAUUGGAAGAUGAGAAGCGAAGAAAUACUCACAGUGAGUGCCUAAUGUACUGGUAUGACAAAGACACAGAGUUCAAAUACCUGUCACCGUGGCCAGAGAAGUUCCCUGCCAUACAAAGAUGCCACACCAGGUAUAAAACAAUAUCUUUGGAUGCCUGGCAUGUAGAAAUAACCCACAAUAAGAUAACUAAAGUUAACAAGAGCGCAUUGUAUUUUUGUGGGUUUCCCACUCUAAAACACAUUGCACAUAAGUUCUGUCUUAAAAAAAGUGGGGUACAAGUAUUCCAGCAGAGCAGCCAUGGUGAGAAUAUGCUGUUAGAAAUCAUAUGUGACCAGGAUUCAAAAGAGCAGUCUGUAGAAAAUGUAGCCAGUUUGGUGCUUGGAAAGUCUGUUUUUGUUAACUGGCCACACCUUGAAGAAGCCAGAGUUAUUUCUGUGUCAGAUGGAGAAACUAAGUUUUAUUUGGAAGAGCCACAUGGAACACAGAAGCUUUACCUGGGAAAAACUGUGCCACCAACUAAAGUGGCAUAUGUUGGAGAGAAAGAACAGAACAUCUGGUUGAAAGACGUUCAGGGGAUUUCAGAACACUACCAGAGGAGAAAAGGAAUAAUUAUAAAUGAAACCUCAGUAGUUGUAUAUGCCCAGUUACUCACUGGUCGUAGAUAUCAGCUAAAUCCAAAUGGUGAAGUUUAUUUGGAGAAGCAGUGGUCAAAACAAGUUCUUCCUUUUGUUUACCAAACUAUUGUCAAGGAUAUCAGUGCUUUUGACUCUCGUUUCUCCAACAUCAAAACCUUGGAUGAUCUGUUUCCUCCUGGAAGUACAGUCUUUAUGCUGGGGACUCCUUACUAUGGCUGCACAGGAGAAGUGCAGGAUUCAUGUGAUGUUAUCACAGAAGGUAGAAUUCGUGUAGUUUUCAAUAUCCCGUGUGAACCCCAGCUUGAUUCCUUAAUACAGAACCAGCAUAAAUAUUCUGUGAAGUACAAUCCUGGAUAUGUUUUAGCCAGUCGUCUUGGAGUGAGUGGAUAUCUUGUCUCCAGGUUUACAGGAAGCAUAUUUAUUGGAAGAGGAUCCAGGAGAAAUCCACAUGGAGACCACAAGGCAAAUGUGGGCUUGAAUCUGAAGUUUAAUAAGAAGAAUGAAGAGGUUCCUGGCUACACUAAGAAGGUUAGAAAUGAAUGGAUGUAUUCUUCUGCAGUAGAGCAACUUCUUGCUGAGUAUUUAGAAAGGGUCCCUGAACUGUUUAGUUAUAUUGCCAAAAAUAGUCAAGAAGAUAUAUUCUAUGAAGAUGAUAUUUGGCCUGGGGAGGACGAGAAUGGUGCUGAGAGAGUUCAAGAAAUUGUUGCCUGGCUAAAGGCGCAUCCUGUCAGCGCUUUAUCUCGUUCAUCUUGUGACUUACAAAUUCUGGAUGCAGCUAUUGUAGAGAAAAUUGAAGAAGAAUUAGAGAAGUGCAAGCAAAGGAAGAGUAACAAGAAGGUGCGAGUGACGGUGAAACCCCAUUUGCUGUAUAGACCUCUAGAACAACAGAAUGGGGUUGUUCCAGACAGAGAUGCAGAGUAUCGACUGUUUGACCGUGUUGUCAAUGUGAGGGAGAACUUUUCUGUUCCAGUUGGUCUUCGAGGUACCAUUAUAGGACUUAAAGGAGCAAGCAGAGAAAUGGAUGUACUCUUUGAAGUGUUGUUCGAUGAAGAAUUCCCUGGAGGCCUAACAAUAAGGUGCUCACCUGCUAGAGGUUAUCGUCUGCCAACAAGUGCCUUAAUUAACCUAUCUCAUGGUAGUCGGUCCGAAACAGGAAAUCAGAAAUUGACAGCCAUAGUGAAACCACAACCAGCUGUGAAUCAUUACAACUCAUGCCCAUCUGAGUCGUCGUCUGUAUGCUCACAAAAAGUGCAUCUAGGAGGUCUCAACCAUUCUCCUCGUUCCCUUUUUGUUCCUACUCGACAACUGAAUGGAAGACAGCAUUACAAUCUCAGGGCUGAAAAUCAGGGCAAUUCCAUUUCACUACAGAAAGGAUCAUUUUUGGGCAGCAAUCAGAAACAAAAAGCUCAGAGUAAACAAGAUGAUGAAUUUUGCAGCAUUUGGCAAUCACUGCAAGGGUCUGGAAAAUCUCAACAUGUUCAACAAAAUAUGAAUGAAAAGGGUGCAAUCCUACCUCAAGAAACAAAGCCAGGAACUGGCAACCAGUUAUACAAACCAGGCUUCAAUGAGAGUACCCUUAAAGGCCAGCAAAGAAAACAGGAGCCAUUUAAAAAGUUUAAAGAAGAUUCUAAAGUUCCAAGAAAUGAAGGUCAGACACACAAAAUAUCAAAUAAACAGAAUUUUGCAGGAGCAAAUAAAUAUAAUGUUAAGCUUUUGAAGAGGAAUGAAAGUCCAAGUGUGCCUGUAAUUCAGAAGGCUUCAGUUGAUGAGUCCUGUAUAGCUGGGAAGAAGGACUCUGAACUUGAAAACCUUCUAGCAUCUUUGAAAAUCUCCAAAGAAAAUGAAGUGCAAUCAUCUUAUCCCAAGGAAGAAAGAGUCACCAAUGAAGAACAUCUGUCUCCACAGUCUUUUGCUAUGAAAGGAACACAGAUGCUCAAAGAAAUUUUGAAGAUUGAUGGCUCUGACAUAGAAACCAAGAAUGAAAUGAAGCCACUGAUUAAUGAAGUUCCUGCUUCCUCUGCUAGGCAGGAUUCCCAUGGGGCUGCCAUGCAGCAUAGACAAACAAAAAAAAUGGCUGCUUACAUGAACAAGCCUCAUGGUGUAGGAGGCCCUCAUAAUGCUCAGGCUUUGGAAACUGGAGGUCACCCUCUCCUUGGUCCACAGUCUGCGUUGUCUACCCCAGUAUCUGAACUCUCUCGUAUUUGUUCCCUGGUUGGAAUGCCACAACCAGAUUUCUCCUUCCUCAGAACACCACAGACCAUGACAGUUUGUCAAGUAAAAUUAUCCAAUGGCUUAUUAGUACAUGGACCUCAGUGUCACUCUGAAAAUGAAGCCAAGGAGAGAGCUGCAUUUUUUGCAUUACAACGAUUGAGCUCUUUAGGAGUGAACUUUUCUUUGCCGCCACCUCCACCGGUGUUUCCAAAUUAUCAGUCGAUGGGAGCUCCUGUACCACCUGGAUCCAUUCCUCCAGUCUUCACCCAGCCCACUGCUAAUAUGAUGCCUCCAUCAUCUCACAUGUUUGGUCCAAUGCCAUGGAGAGCUCCAGUGCCUAUUCAUGGCAAAUCUUACUAUCCCGGUUCAUAUCCUGGGAACAUGUCUCUUGCAGGAACUGUACCAGUUGGUACUCACAACCAGUUUAUUCCUCUACAGGUAAUUAAAAAAAGGGCUGCUAGCAAGAAAAAUUUCGAGUUCAAAGAAUUCCAGAGCUCCCUUCAAGCUGGACCACUAAAGAAUGAACAGCUAAUGUAUUCUGAAACCAACAAGCUCAUUCAACAAGAUACUUCAGCUCCUUUAAAAUCUCCUCAAGCUGUUCAGUCUGCUGUUUCUUUUCAAGACAACGUAGCUACUCCAGGCGUUCCUCAUAACAAAUCAACACCAAACAUUUCUAGCAAACGAAAGCCAAGAAAACUGGCUGUCAACUUUGGUGCACCAAAAUCUUCAGAAUAAAUACUGUAGCUAGAUUGAUUUUAUCUUUCCUCUUCCCCCAGUGUUUUUCAUAUAAAUUUAGGAUUUUUAAGGAGAUAUAUAUAUAUCCUUAAAAAAAUCAUAGUGCUAUUUAGAAAAAUCAACCAUUUUAAGUAUGAUUUUAUUUUUCCUCUUAUCCCAGUGUUUAUAAUCUCCUUUAAAAAAUCAUAAAGCAUUAUUUUAAAAAAAUAAGUAUAAUAAAGAGUGAAAGACAUUUCAGUUUCUAGGCUUUUCCAGGCUGUUGAUAAAUACUUAUAAAAACUUUGUUAAAAUUUGAUUAAAGAUCUUAACUUAAACUGAUAAAAGCCAGAAAAUCCUGAAUUAAGGUCACCACACGAUCCAUUGGUGCCUAGGUCUCUGAAUAGUGGCUUACAUUCUAUAGCGGGUGAGCAGCAAUAAUAUUAGAGUGGGACUCCUAAUUCAGAAUUGCCUUGCUUUUGCGGUAGGAUAUGGGGCAGUAAUAAGUCAGGCACGGAAUAUUGCUUAAUACGAUCUUUUGUAUUUUAACUCCUUUUUUAUAAAAUAGAGAAGGCUUUUAUUUACCUGUAAAUUUCAUAUUUAUUGGGUCUCUAGGUCCUCCUGAUCUGAAAGAGUGGAAUAGAACUUAACUGUGGUGGCACUGCCAGAUUUGCUGUCACUACAUUCAUUUCUAGGUUUCAUACCAAACGGUAGCAGUUCUAAAACUCUCAGAAGUUAGACAUCAUUACAUAUCUAGAAUUAUUGUUACAGGAUGAAUUUUACAAAAUGGCAAAGUAGAUGGGUUGCUGACAGAGACAACUGGCUUAUAGAAUACAGCAAAUGCAAAUUGACUUGCAAACAAAAGUUCUCACUUCAAAUUAUAUUAAUAAAGUUGCUAGUUAUGAUUCAUUUUAAAAUCUGACUCCAUUUCACUUUACUAGUUAAUCAACAUAGAUAUCCACUACAUAUCCACAUGCACUUCUUCAUGGACUCCAAAAGCCACAAAAAUCCUGACUUUUUCUAAAUUAUAAAAUGAGUAGAGUGCAAAGGUAUUUGUGUGUAUAUAUAGCAUGUUAAUUAUCACUUUAUAUCUAAAAGAAGAAAAAAACUGAAAGAACCCUGUACUACCUUAUGAUCCAUGCAAUUCUCAUUCAUCAUAAAUGAAAAUUGUAUGGAUCCAAAGCAAAACUUGGUCUGAUGUCUCUUCUCAUUUGGCGCACUCUGUAGAUGUUGGCUGGGUCUGCACCACCAUUUUUACCUUAUUCUUGUCUGUCCUGGUGAAAAUACUUUUCCGCAAAACCCUAGAAGGAUUAGUGAUAUGUCAGACUUUAAUCAGUGAUUCAAUACAGUGUCUCUAAGCAGACUUCAUGCAGCACAUGCAAGUUUGCAGAAUUUUCCUCGGUUUCUUAUCUUGCUAUUUUGCCAUGGUAACAUAGCUUCACUUUCCUAUGGUAGUGUCCAAUUUCAUCUCACAGAUGUUUCUCUUGCUAAGGUUUUUGAUUCAUUUUCCCAAAACUGUUUUUGUCUCCUCUCUGCUGUCCUGCCUUUCAGGGGUCUUUGAUAGCUAUUGCUAUUUCUAUCCUUCCCAUAGACAGUGUGUUCUCUCAGAAAUUUUAUUUGGUCGUUUUUGGCCAGAUACUUGUCUUCUGGACCUCUGAUACUCCAAUCCUUUUAUAGUAGUCUGUACAUAAUCAUAAAACUCUUCUGGUUAAUCUGGAUUGACUGUACCACAGAGAUGACAGACUCUGUAUGUGGAUCCAGUAUAUUUAAACUCUGAUUCCAGAAAUCAUGUAGUUUCAGGAUUAUUUUUAUGUCGUGCCUUGUUAGUCAUUCAAAAUCCUUGCACAUCUCCAGGCUAGAAUAGCAACCUUCAGGUGUUUACACUGAUUAACUUUUGUACAACUUUUUUUAAGGAGAUAGUGUCUCUCUCAAUAGCAGCUAGCUCCUACUUAGUCUCAAAGGUUCAUCUGUAUUCUGCUGUGUUGUGUGCUUUUCCUUAAAUCUAAUGCUUUCCAAUGUGAGUUCAUUCUUCACAGUGUGAAUUUUAAGAUCUUUAAUUAUUAAAUUGAUUGAAACAAUUUCUUGUUUAAUUUAGAUUUAUAGGGUUCAAAAUCCUGUUUCUCAGCGGCGACAUCUAUCAAAAUAUAUUAACUCUGUCGUAUUUAUAGAGAUUUGCCUUUUAGAGGGUCUUAAGGAGCAUUCCAUUAAGUUGACCUUCACAAUGUAUCUCAUCAACAUCAUUAGGGAUUAUGUUGGCAUGAUACUGAUGCUAGCAUAAAUAUUUUUAAAAUGUUGCUUUUCCUAACUAGAUUUCCAGACUCUUUUUCCUAGUCUCUUGUACUAUUAUUUGAUCUCCAGGGCGCGAUCUUUUGAGAAGCUUCCAUUAUGGAGAAAACUGGAUUACGUUCUGCUAGCACACCUACAAACCUUCCUAAGAGAUUCUAAUCUCCAUAAAACCUUGUUUUUCAGUGUUAUCCCCAAGAUUACGUGGCUAGUAGAUGCUGGGUGUGGGUACUAGAGUCACUGCUGAAAUACUGAAUUACAUAGUUUAUAAUGUCCUCUUGUAUCUAGAUAGCCAGAUAUGCAGAUAUGUAAAGAAUGAUUUGUGAAGGAGACUAUGUCAAUGCCAGUAUAAAUAAACCAUUUGUUUUCUCAUGAAAUAGUUACUUCUUUCAAACCAGGAGCUGAAUUUUUUCCCAGUGCCACUGAAACUGCCAUACUAAAUUUCUAUACAUAAGUUAAAUAUUUGAUUCUGUAUCUGCUGUGUAUUGUAUUAGUCCCUAUUUCCUAGUUACCCUUCCUGUCCAUUUUAUCUGUAUUUAUGGGUUCUGUAAUGUCCAGAACCUGGUGCCCAAUCAACUUACUUUAGCAUUCACAUGUUCUGUUACAUGUGAUAUGUACAUUGUCCUAAGCCGUAUCAUUUAUUAUUUCAGCUCUUUUGUUUUAUAUUCUAUGUCAACUCUGUAAUUAUGUUUAAUUCAUACAGGUAUAACUUUAAACAUUCAUUUUUCUCAUAGAUAUAAAGUAUUUUGUAAGUACUGGAAUUUUUCAUUAGAUCUUAUACAGAGCAGUAUUUUAUUAAAAAUCCAGAAGGGAAGACUUUUAUGUGUGCAUUUUUGUAGUUUGAUUUUUUUAAAAUAACUUUUCAUUGUUUAUCUGCCAAGUGAAAUGUUUUCAAUUUGCAUAUGAAUGGAAAUGGAAUGUAUUUUUUUGUCCUGUUUAGUGUUAAAUUGCGCAUUUGCAGAUUUCUAGCAUGUAGUUGCAUAAAGGACUGUGCAAACAUAUUUUAAAAUAUGAACAUAAGAUACACUGAAGGAUAAAAAUUAUUCAUAAGAGUUAAAUGCUAUACAGAAUUUUAAUUCAACAGAAUAAUUUUAUAAACCUGAUUGUUGUCUGCGUCUGCUUGGAUUAAAUAUUGAAACUAGAAACAUUA
This is a messenger RNA of Mauremys mutica (yellowpond turtle), 8804 nucleotides long. RefSeq names its product 5'-3' exoribonuclease 1 (gene XRN1). NCBI's taxonomy places the organism in Eukaryota, Metazoa, Chordata, Testudines, Geoemydidae. Gene Ontology annotation, biological process: rRNA catabolic process; nuclear-transcribed mRNA catabolic process. Gene Ontology annotation, cellular component: nucleus. The transcript has 43 exons. Bases 62 to 5395 code for a protein of 1777 amino acids. The record is from RefSeq and is a predicted model, not a curated record. Gene Ontology annotation, molecular function: RNA binding; 5'-3' RNA exonuclease activity.